AUGUCCGGUACCACGUCCUCCGAGAAGCUACGCUCAACAUGCGACAACUGCGCCUUAUCCAAGGACCUCGAGUGCGUCUACGGCCGCUCGCAGCGCAGAGGCAAGCCGCGCGCUGCACAGCACCAUCACCACCAGCAGCAGCAGCGCCAGCAGCAGCAGCGGGACCAGCCGCUGCACUCGCCCUACAGCUGGUGCAGCACCGACCCCUUCGAUGUCAUGAACACCUUCCCCGACCUCCGCACCACCCUGCCCGACGCCGCCAUGUUCGACCCCACCAGCAUGUGGCCCGAAUACAGCCCGCCCUACCCCGGCCUCGACCUCGACAGCAGCAGCACCGACGACGUGCGCACCGUCAAUUCAGAGCCCGCCGGAAAAGACGUCUCGCCAAUGCCCGACGUCCAGCCGACCACCACCACCAGCAACUCGUCCGUCCUGCUCAGCUUCGCCGCGCUGGACAAGCCGUGCACCGGCAACACGUGCACCAGCACCGUCUUCUGCACGCUGGGCACCCUGUGCCACAUGGGCGCGGCCUCGGUGGGCGGGAUCCCGCAGCAGCAGCAGCAGCAGCGUGGAGACGUCGUCGACAGUACCACCACCUGCAGGAUCUCCAGCGACCUGAUCCUCAAGACGAACCGCAUGGCCAUCCAGCGGCUGCAGCAGCUGCUGGCCGGCGACUGCGCGGCCUGCGCGCGCGACGUCAACCUCGGCCUGCUGCUGUGCGCGGCCGUCUCCAAGAUCAUGGAGUGGUACCGCGCCGUGCUGCACGGGCUGGCGGCCGGCGGCGGCCCGGUGUCGUCGUCGACGGCCGUGGUCCGCAAUAUCCACGGCGCCGUCGCCAUGACGCCCAUCACCAUGGGCGACUUCCAGCUCGACCUCGCCGCCGAGACGCGCAUGAAGGCCCAGCUGCUGCUGUGCGAGCUGCAGAACGUCGGCCCGCUGGUCGACGCCCUGGCGCUGCGGAACGCCGGCGGCGGCGGCAGGCAGGAACGGGGGACCGCUGGCGGUGCUUACGCCGCCUUGGACGGCCACUUGCGAGCCGCGCUGGGUGAGCUGACGGCCGAGAUCGACGGGCUGGUCGUGUCGUCGUCGUCGGCGUCGGCGUCGUCGGCGGCCUCGUCUUCGUAG
Molecule: messenger RNA, 1125 nt
Organism: Lasiodiplodia theobromae
Lineage: Eukaryota; Fungi; Ascomycota; Dothideomycetes; Botryosphaeriales; Botryosphaeriaceae
Product: Zinc finger transcription factor
Exons: 2
Coding region: 1-1125 (374 amino acids)
Biological process (GO): aflatoxin biosynthetic process; regulation of DNA-templated transcription
Cellular component (GO): nucleus
Molecular function (GO): DNA binding
Source: RefSeq, a predicted model, not a curated record